Messenger RNA from Striga asiatica, 2117 nucleotides. The record is from the annotation of a GenBank genome assembly. NCBI's taxonomy places the organism in Eukaryota, Viridiplantae, Streptophyta, Magnoliopsida, Lamiales, Orobanchaceae.
CUUUUAGACGCACCUACUUGUACUCGGCGGUGUUUAUGGUUUACAACUUCCGCUACAUUUUAGGGCUCCAUCUCCCACUGUAAAUUUAAUCCCACUUCAAUUUCCGGCCAUCCUCUUUUACGUUCCUCAAAUGGCAGUAGCUGCACACCCUCCACCAUCCUUGGACAUACUAGUAAGAGGUCCCGAGGGUUUUUCUAUUUGGAACGGCCCACCCUUCACCAAUGGCGAGCCCCGCGUGAAGCUCGAUCAAACACCAUGUACGACCACAAAGUUCAGCGAGGAUGGAUCGAGACUCAUGGUUGUUCGAUCGGAUUCUGUCGUCAGCAUCUACGAUUCGAGGAAAUUGGUCGAAAUAAGGUCUUUGCAAGUGCCCAAUGUUCUUGCCGCCAGUAUAUCCCCAUGUGGGACUUACCUUCAGACCUUUCAGAAGUCUACUGGUCCGCAGGAUAAAAAUGUGGCUUUGUGGAAGGUGGACAAUGGUGAAUCGGUUUAUCAAAUGUUCCAGAAGAACAUGACGAAAGCCACAUGGCCGGCAAUCCGGUUUAGCUCUGAUGAAGCUGUAGCGUGCCGCUUGGCGACAAAUGAAGUGCAAUUCUUUGACCCUAAAGAUUUAUCCAAAGGGAUUGUUCAUAGGUUUAGAGUACCUGGAAUUGCUGCUUUUGAACUUUCAAGGAAUCCUGGGUCGUACUUUGCCUCAUUUGUUCCAGAAUCGAAGGGAAUGCCAGGGAAUGUUCAGAUAUUUGCUUGUGCAAAGGAGUUGCAGAGUCAACCUGUUGCUCGGAAAAGUUUCUUCCGGUGUUCGUCAGUACAAUUGAAUUGGAACUAUGGUUCCACUGGGCUCUUGAUUGUUGUGCAGUCGGAUGUUGAUAAAACAAAUCAGAGUUACUAUGGAGAAACAAAGUUAAAUUAUCUGACGACAGAUGCAUCUUAUGAAGGAAUCGUGCCGCUCCGUAAGGAAGGGCCUGUACAUGAUGUUCAAUGGUCGUCUUCCGGAAAAGAAUUUGCUGUAAGACUAAAGGCUAUUCUUUCUUCCAUCCCGUGUGAUUAUUUAAUUACACUGAAAGAAGAAGAAACGAGGUUCUCGAUCCUUCGGAUUUUAAGUGUUGCCCUUAAUGCUUUCUGGGAUUAUUUGGAAAAGAAGAAAUUAGGAGAAACCAAAGCUGAACUAUCUGUGUCAAGUGAAUGGUCGCCAGAUGGACAAUAUUUUAUGACUGCCACCACAGCUCCAAGACUGCAGGUCGACAAUGGGAUCAAAAUAUUUCGCCACAAUGGAUCAUUGUACUUCAAGAGAAUGUUUGACAAGUUGUUUCAGGUAGACUGGAAACCAGAGUCACCGGAUAAGUUUGGUGAUAUUUCAGAACUUUCAAAAUCUGUCGACUCCUUGAAAUUGGAAGAACCGAAAAAACAAGGACAAGGGUCAAAAGCUGUUCAGGGCAACUCAAAAGCUGCUGCAUCUACAACAUCUGUUCAGAAACCUGCUGCUUAUCGUCCACCCCAUGCUAAAGCAGCUGCUGCAGCUCAGGCAGAGCUGUUUGGAGUAAACCCUACUGGAGAAAUGAGCAAGAAUGCACUGAAAAAUAAGAAAAAGAGGGAAAAACAAAGAGAGAAAAAAGCAGCAGAAGCUGCCCCUGGUGCUGGUGAAUCUUGAUUCUUUUGUCUACCUGAGCAAUUUUCAGUGACUUGAGGUAAAAUCCCUAGUGCUUUGUAUCCUAUUUUAGCAGAGGUGAUUUGGGUCUGUGCGUUCUGUUAUCAAUUAAGUAUUUCUUAUGCAACAAGAGUGAACAUGUGUUGAGUUUAUGGUUGAGAAACAACCGAACCCAAAGAUACUUGUGGAGUAAUAAUGAUGUUACAAACCGAAUUGGAGCAAGUAGCUCGAAGUAGGGAUUCAGAUUUCCGAGUAGUUGACAUUGAGUUUUCUGGCAAACUUCAUUUUUGGUUUAUCGUGGAUGACUGUUAUUUGCAGAUCGUGAAUUUAAAACUAAAAACGAUUGUAGGGAACUAAAAGUGAGAUGAGAUUUGUUGGUUAUUCUGUCAUCUGUACUUAUCAUGGAACACAGAGACUGUCGGGUGCAACUCGUGAAUUUCCUAACUGAUGGAAAAUCAAGUGAGAAAUGUGU